Molecule: messenger RNA, 7379 nt
Organism: Colossoma macropomum (tambaqui)
Lineage: Eukaryota; Metazoa; Chordata; Actinopteri; Characiformes; Serrasalmidae
Gene: kcnv1
Product: potassium voltage-gated channel modifier subfamily V member 1
Exons: 3
Coding region: 1638-3095 (485 amino acids)
Biological process (GO): protein homooligomerization; potassium ion transmembrane transport
Cellular component (GO): membrane; voltage-gated potassium channel complex
Molecular function (GO): protein binding; voltage-gated potassium channel activity
Source: RefSeq, a predicted model, not a curated record
CGACACAGCCUGGCGUGCGUAAUGGCUGAAUCUCAAACCGCUCCCUAUUCACUACCUAGUGCACUACGUAGGUCUUUAAAUAAUGGCUCCAGCACUCGAACAGUGCAUGAUAUGUCUAACAGAGUCACUCGGGACUCAGCUACGAGUGCACAGUUCAUCUGCUGGACAUACAGCGCUCUAUUUAUUGCAGAACUCACAUAGUGCACUAUAUAGGGAGUAGGGAGCCAUUUGAGAUUCAGGCCUUAUUCCUGCCAACCCUAACAGGAAACACCUAAAUAUUGAAGCAAGGCUCCUCAUUUGCCCUAAAAUGUGCCUGUUUACUGCUGUUUUCUCAGUAUAUUCUAAGACCUUUUGUGCUAGUGUUUUAAAUUGUCAGCUCAGUCCCAGUUUACACUAAUUCCACAGAUACAUGAUGAAAGCUGACUCAUCAUCAGUGCCACAUACAGCCGAAAUAUUGUCUCAAAAGUAGCAUUUACAGGAGAAUUCCACCAAAUUUUCUAAAUCUCUAUAAUAGAUCAUUGCAAGUCAUUCAGAGUGGUUUGAUUCGAAAUAGCUCAUUGUAGACAAACUCAGAUUUCCUUACAGUGAUGGUGACAGGAACUAGGGGUCGUGAUGUCUGCAACACAAAUAAAGUCACUUUAUUUAUUAUCCAAAAUGAUCAGCGAACCUACACGCCUUUAAUUUUUAUAUAUAAUGGUAAACAAACAUCUUUGGGGACUAUUUUGCCUACCAAUAACCUACAUGUACCACCUCUGCCUUCAAUGGAUUCAUCACCCUUUUGUGAGGAAGCUUUUAAAGCAGGUGUCCAGCGCAGUUUGGUGAUUUCCUGUUCUAAUAUACCUACUGACCCUAACUGCUUUGUUAAAUCAGGUGUUUAAGGACGGACAUUACCAAACUGCGCAGAAAUUCAGCCCUCCAGGUUUGGCGUUCCCCACGAGGCAUUAAACAGUUGGGACGUCUGGUUCCCAUCACCACCACUGUGAACAAUUCUGAUUCAGGGAGUUUCUCUAGAAUGAAGCACCUCAGACCAAACCACUGUGAAUUACUGUUUACAUCUAAACAAUUUAACUAGAAACUUUGCAAAGUCAGUGGAAUUCACCUUUAUGCUAGAACAGACCAUAUUAAGUAAUAUGUGGAACAUAUAAAAUGUUAAAAUCAAAAAUAUGUAUAUUUGUAUAUAACAUAAUACAAACAUUCUUACAGUGCCAGUUUCCCAGACAUGGAUUACAGUUAAUUUUGUACUAAAUGUCAGUCUCACUGGAGAUUCAACACAAGAAAUUCCUUUUAGUCUAGACUUAAAUCUGGGUUUGGAAACCCAGCCCAUAUGAUUUAUAAUAAUUGCACUGGACCAAAGCAAAACCAAGCCACAGAACUGGAGAUGAAGACUAUUAACUACAAAAUAGUGGCCUAACACCUUCCUCAAACUAAAGAAAUACACGUCCAAUAUCCAAAACAGCCUUUUUCAACUUCUGGUCAGCAUAUAAAGAUGGAGAACUUGUGUAAAGGAGGAAACAGACCAUGACCAGCCAUACCCCACUGUGACCAAGCACGGACACAGUUUACUAAGCAAGGAUCUCCAUCGGACAGGAAACUUCGGGAGGAGAAGCCACCAGAGGCUCUACCUCAUCUAGAGCACUAUGAUCAGUGAUGCAUCAAGUGCAGCGGAGUUCUGUGGGGACAGCGCUUCAGUCUUGUCGCUGGAUUCCAGUGUGUUCUUCAGCGAACCCCCUCCACCAGCUGACAACCCACUGGACUUCUUCAUCAUUAAUGUCGGAGGGAGCCGCUAUAUUCUCUCCCAGGAGCUGCUGGCCUCCCACCCAGAGACGCGACUGGGCAAGCUGGCCCUGUCCACCCGGGAUUCAGCCUUAGACCUGUGUGAUGAUGCAGACUUUCUGGAAAAUGAGUUCUUCUUUGACCGCAACUCACAGACCUUCCAGUACAUCAUGAACUUCUACAAGACGGGCCAUCUGCACGUCAGAGAGGAGCUGUGCGUGGUCUCCUUCCUGCAAGAAAUCGAAUACUGGGGCAUCGACGAGCUCCGCAUAGACAAUUGCUGCAGAGACAAGUACUACCGCAGGAAGGAGAUGAAGGAAUCUCUAGAUAUCCGUAGGGAUGCAGAAAUGAUGGACAGUGAUGAUGAGGACUUUGCCGGAGUGUUAUGUCAGGACUUCCGGCAGCGUCUCUGGGACCUCAUGGAGAAGCCGGAUUCCUCGAAAGCAGCAAAGACGUUUGGGACCUUGUCAAUGUUCUUUGUGGUGGUGUCCAUCGUUAACAUGGCCCUGAUCUCUUUGGACUUCACUGUCCUCGGUGCGCCCAUCUUGGACGUCCUCGAGUAUAUCUGCAUUGUGUGGUUCACAGGAGAGCUGGUGCUCAGGUUCAUGUGUGUGAAGGACAAAUGCAAGUUUAGCAGGAGUGUAGUGAACAUCAUUGAUCUGCUGGCCAUCCUGCCCUUCUAUGUCACCCUCGCGGUGGAGAGUCUGCACGGAGGAUCCACAGAGUUGGAGAAUGUGGGACGGGUGGUGCAGGUCCUGCGACUGAUGAGGUCUCUCAGGAUGCUGAAACUCGGACGACAUUCCACAGGUCUGAAGUCGUUGGGCAUGACCAUUGCUCAGUGCUAUGAGGAAGUGGGCCUGCUGAUGCUUUUCCUUUCUGUGGGCAUCUCCAUUUUCGCCACAGUGGAAUACGCCAUCGAGCACGACAUGCCCGAGACCACCUUCACCAAUGUGCCCUGCGCAUGGUGGUGGGCCACCACCUCCAUGACCACCGUAGGCUAUGGGGACAUCCGUCCGGACACGGCUGUGGGCAAGGUCAUGGCCUUCAUCUGCAUCCUCUCAGGCAUCCUCAUCCUCGCUCUCCCCAUCGCCAUCAUCAACGACCGCUUCUCAGCCUGCUACUUCACUCUGAAGAUGAAGGAGGCGGCGCUGCGUCAUGGCGAGGCACUGAAGCGUCUGACCCGCAGCUCGGCCUCCGAUGUGACGGCGGCUGGGGUGAAUUUGCGGGACGCCUACGCAAGGAGCGUGCUGGAGAUGCUGCGGCUGCAGGGUCGAGAAAGAGCCAGCACGCGCAGCAGCGCAGGCGACGACAUCUGGUGGUAGUGGGAAACUCCUCAGAGAAAGAUUAUUGAGGGGAAAAGUGUGAAAUGCAAACAUAUCGUUAAACUAAGCCCUGUUCACAUAUGGCAUUAAGAUGUGUGUUGGGUGAUCUGAUCAUUAGUGGACAGCGUCAAGUACAGGUGUGAACGGGAUGAAUCAAUGUGUCUUGGAGACACAAGCUCUGUUCAAAAUAGCCAAAUACCUACUGCUUGUGUACUGACGGUGCCCAGAAGUAGUAAGUAGUAUACAUCAAUGUGAGUUUCUCCAGUACGCCAAAGAUUCCUGGAUGACAUACUGCUCUGGCCAAAUAUUACAGUAUGCAGACUAGGCCUGUCACAAUCAUUACUUAAUCGCCUAACCGCAGUUAUUUCAGUUAAUUAAAAUUAUUUUAGCUGACCCCAAUUAUUUUCACAUUGUCUUUCACAAUUAUAUGCAAUAAUGUACAUAAAUGUAAUAAAGUGCAUUUUCAUCUGUUGGGUUCUGAAAAAUACCUUUUAAUAAAAGAAAACAGAUAAUGCAUUUAUUGAAUCACAUCACAGGCCUUAUGAAAACAAAAAAGUUGGUACUAUGCUAUGUUUAGUCACACCAGUGAAAAAUGUUUGUUUAUUCCAGCUUGAGCUCUAUCUAUCUGUCAGUUUGGAGCUACUAAGUACCUAUAGCCAGAAGACAAGAUAGCUAAUCAGCCAAAUUGGCCACUAUACAGUGAACAAAGAAAGAGAAUUAUAUUGUUAAUCACAGUUAUUUAUAUGAUUAUUAAUCGCCAGCUAAAAUUUCAUGAUCAUGACAGGCCUAAUGCCGACAAAGCUAUCUUCAUGAUCUACUGCAUCCCAAAAUGCAUGUCAUUUUUAGAAAUAUUUGCCUAGUUACCCCCAAAUAUUUUAAUCCCUUAAAAUCCAAGGCUUAUUAUAUACUAAGGCUUAUUAUUCAGUAACUACAGGGGCUUCAGUGGAAACUGUCUGAGUUAUUUUGAAGUUAUAGAAGUGUGUAAUAAACCUUUUGGCCCUGGCCAUUUAAGGGGUUAAUAGCCCUGAAUUCAGCCUAGUAUAGAUUCAUAAAUAAGAGCAAAAUAAAAGAAAAAAGGCUCCUGUCCAAAUGCUACUGCACUCUCAAAGUUUUCCCUGCUGGUCUUGAGGUGCGUUUGCUUACUUCGUCUUUUUAAUAAAGUUAGCUUAAUGCAUAAAUUUGCUUUAAACAGUAACUUACUGAAAUUGGUCUCAGCCAAACAACCCUCUCAACAUCAACUUUUCCAGCCUCAAAUGUGGAGUCAGACUGCUUUUUCAGUUUACUUGAGUCUAAUGAAAGUGAAAUAAAUCAACUUUUAGUAAACAUAGGAAAACAUAGGUGUUUUUGUAAAGCACACAGGUUUAACACACAGAUGAAUCCAAAGCUGACAUUUUUAAAAGUUUUUCUGUGGCUUUGGAGAUGAGUAGAAAGGUUCUUUCUUCGUCUUCUGUCCAGUUUAUGAGGUGCAUUAGCAGUCCAUGCAGUCUAAGCAUUAGAUUUGCUAACGUUUUGCGCUGUCUCUACUUUGGCAUUAAAAAGCAGUUAAAAACGCCCCGUAGUGACCAUAAUAAGAUCAAAGGGAUGGUCACUGCUCUGUUGCACUUUCGCUUCAUUCCAUAUGCAUUAGUAGGAGUUCCCCUCUUAAAGCACAGAAUAAUGGAAGGAGAUUGUUAGAAUUAAGUACGUGCUCUCAUUUACCAAGACUGAUAGUGAAGUGAUGUCUUGUCUUAUCUCGAUGAAGCUUGUCAUAUUUUGGUGCUAACACCGCUGAAAUUGUUUGAGCUCAGAGAGAAAAGAGAGAGUUUCAAAAACCUUUACUUAUUUUUGACAAAAAAAUAAAAACAAUUUGUAAAUACCUGCAAUGUCACAUUACUUUUUAAAGGAACUAAAAAACCUAAAACCAAAUAAUUUUAGAAAAAUUAUCUUUUUAACAGUAUUUAACAGUGCAAUGUACCAUGUAACAGUACUAUACUCAUGUAUCAGUCCUUAUUAAAUAAAUAUUUAAUAAAUAAAUCAGCAACCAGUGCAUGUACACAAACAAUUACAUGUUUGUCUGAGAACAAAUAAAGCAAGAGACUGGCAUGAUGUAGUAAAUCUGUGCAGUGCCCUUCCUGCUGUUACAAAAUACAAUCCCAAGUAGUCACUGGAGACUCGGUUGAGAUGCAUGGAAAUGCCAGGCAUUUUGAUGUCCACUUCUGUUUAGAUCACUCAAGACCGCUGUUAAUACCAGGUGUGAAUAGGGCCUUAUACUUACCUGUAUUUGAACAUAUUAGUACUGUGACUAUUCAGCUAUGUUCACAUUACUUAUUGCUCGGUUCAUUAAUUUUCCUCAGAUUCAGUCUUUCUGCUCUCGUUGACCCAUAUCUGUCUUUAGUGUGAACACACUCCUGCCCUGGAAGGAUGAUGACGGUGAUAAUGACAGUAAUUUACGCACAUGCAGUGAAGUUUUGAUUAUAUGGCCACCAGGGUUGCAGUGAUAACAAUACCAAUACUUUAACACAGUAUCGAUGUCUGUAAUAUGGAAUAAAGAAAGAUACCAUGAAGCAAUUUCUGAUGUACAUGUAUGCUACUGAACGAUGCAUGCAUGCGCGCCAGUAGAUGUAACUUAACAUCAUCAUCAGCGCAUCAUGAUGACGUACGCUGUUAGAAUCUCAUGGCAGCGAGAGCAGAGGUAGUUCAUGUGGGGGGAAAAAAACUCUGGCUCAUGGGAUGGAGCAAUGUUUUAGUGAUUUUGGAGCAAGAAAGAACACCAACGCACUCUGGGCGAAAUCACACUGCUCCACUCCCGCUCCACACCAGUCACGUCCUCUUUUGCUCACCACCCAACUUCACAAACUGAGAGACCGUUUGAUGAAGACAGAGCUCACUCCUCACUGGCUAAAAGGCCAAUAAACAUGCAGACACAAACUGUGUUGAAUACAGCACAUGAUCUAUUAGUGUCUGUGUUUGCGGUUGGUAUUUUCACAUGUAAAAAUCAAGUUUAUAUAUUUUUUAAAAAAUGUUACAUCUGAUAUGUUAAUAUCAUGAGAGCUACCAGUUAGGGAUGGGCGAUAUUACUAAUUUUCUUUUCCAAUCCUAUGCCAAGUUAUACUAAGGCUAAGAUCCCAAUACCAAUACAGAUACUUUCAAAAGGGGGAAAUUAUUUGUUACUGGUACCAAUAAAAAAUUCAAAAUGUAAAAUGAUAUUUGAUAUUAUGAUAGGAUAUUAAAUGAUAUUAAAACAUUUGGUAUUAAAUAAAAUGUGUUUUUAGGGAAAAAAUAUGUUUUUAGGGUUUUGGAGGGAGCGAACAUUAAAGAGACAAGGAAGCACUGGUCUUUAGGGGUAUAUGUAAAGCCUUUAGCCUUGGUUUUGCCUUUAGCAUAGCAGCCAUUAGCACUGUCUGCAGCGCGUCUCCAAUGUCAGCAGCGCGUCUCCAAUGUCAGCAGCUUGACCUUUUGGCCUGUUGCUUCAGUCGAUCCAAGAAAACCACUAAAAACAGCUGCUACUGACAACGUGAACAACUGUAAUAUUUACUGAACUCCAACGGAGACUGACGCACAGAAAUAUAAGCAUGAGUGAACGGAACACGUAAGACACAAGUGACUUUAGAAAUUUAGACAUGAAAAACAUUUAGCACCAUUUUUGCCAAGCCAGAGAAACUGCUGUGUGCUUACAUGUACACACCGCAGGUUUAUCUGUAUAUUGUUCAGUUCUGUUUUUAACUAUUUUUCACAAUCAAAUUUUUAUCAGAUUUUUUACUUCAGUUGUGAAAUAUGGUAGUUCUUAAUAAAUAUGGGUCAUCUUAUUAAUUAAUUAAUUAUAUUAAAUACUAAUUAUAUAGAGUAAAUAAACAAAAAUAGGUUUCUUAAGCAUCUUAAAUAGUUAUUUAUAUAAAUAUAUAAUCCAACAAGUACAUGCCAUUCAUAGAACAUUGCUAUUACCAAAAUAAAAUAUAAACCAAACAUACCAAAAUAAAAGCGGAAUUGUAUAAAUAUCAGGAUUUAUUGGCUAUAAGUUACAAAGUUAGUAUUGGGAUCAGUACUUGGUAUGAGCUUACACUUAGGAACCAGGUACCGGUGCAUCCCUAAUGGUCAAGUAUUAAAUCUUACUUGAUCCAUUUUUUGUGUUCACACAGCUCUGAAAACUUCAGAUUUAUGCCACUUGAACCCUGUAAUGUGAAUGUAGCCACAGUGCAUGCAAGUCUUUCUGUGUUUGUGUCAUAUAUUUACUGUCUUCUUUGAAUUUGCCCUCAUUUUUUGUCAUUCAGUUUUAAUUGUACUUCUGUAACAUUUCCAGUGUUUUUA